CUCACGGCUGCAGUUCAACUGAUCACAAUGGUCUAAAAUAUUCUCAGUGUUCGGCUUUUUAUAAUAAUUCAUUAAAAUAUUUGUGCAAGUAAUUAUGAAUUGAUGCAUACGUGUUCACAUAAGUGUAUUUACUAUGCACUACGUAAUAAUGCACUACGUUUAAUAAUAUAAUUUCGGCAUUGACUGGCAAACAGCACUAACCGGGUCGUCGUGGUUGACCAUUGCUGAUGCAAAUGGAUUACUUUUCUAGUAACGUAUUAUAUUUCGAUCGUCUUUAGCGGAUAUUUUGUGCUUUUGUCCAUAAAAUGAGUAAACCAGCACAUGAGCACAGCUAUAGCAAUAACGAGUUAUUUUAAAUGAAUUUCGAUGCCUACAUCUAAUUCUGGAGGAAACUUAAAGUGCAGAAAAAAAUUAAAUUUUUCACUACUAGGUAUUUUUGGCAUAAUUAAUAUUGGCUUACAUAUUGCAUGAGUUGAGCGACCUAAACGACUCCGGUAGACCUUUCGAAACGCACACAUGCAAUAGUAGAAGAGCAUCAUAUAAGUUUUGCACACACUGGCGCAUACGGGAGCGUCCAGCAAAUGCCAGACGUGGCCAAGUUCUCAGUUUCGAAAGAGCAGCACCAGCACCAGCACCAGCACCAACACCAACACCAACAUCGACAAUACCACUCAGUAAGCAGCAAUAGUAAAAGUCUGAAUAUGAGUCUGCUGCCAAAAUUUGACUUGGCGUUAUCAAGAAAAUCGACGACGUUUCUGUUGGUGCUGUUCGGUAUCGGCUGCUUGGGAUAUAUACAGGCCGAGCGUGAUUUCAACUUUAACGACUCGCAGGUUCCGCUGCUUGAACCGCGAGAUGACCCUGCUCACACUCAUUACAGCUAUGACCCAUAUUCGGUGGAAGUGUCGAGCUGCCGCUCGGCAAACAGUGAAGUUGUGCUCUCUUUAGUGCUGAAAAAUUACGAUUGGACUGAUUUGAGUGACAAUAAAAAGGAUAAAGUACUUGAAAAAUUAUCCAAGUUCUUUGCCAUACCGAAGGAAUUUAUCGUUAUGGAAUCUGUAACAAAACGUGAACUCAGUGAAAUGCAGAAUGAAUCAAUACGAAGAGGUCAUAAUAAGUGCCAUAAUAAUUAUAAUCGUCCUUUGGGAAGAGUUAGCUUUGUGCUUGGCUGUGGGUCUACAUAUUUCACAAUGAGUGAACCUAUAAACAAACAAAUAGGUGCUCAAAUGAAAGAUGGUUCUAUUGAUAAUAUAACUGGUGAAAAGUUCGGCUGGUGGGUUAUUUGGCGCAAGCACUACAAAACGAGAGUGCAACGCAAUCGGCGCCAAACCGAGGGUUCGGGUGCAGACGAGGUCGAUGAUGAUUAUGACUAUGGAUACGAUGAUGACGACGAGGACGUUGUGGAAAACGUAACGGAAGUACCAGCUGUCACCACACAUGCGCAUCGUCACCAUCAUGGCGUGGGACAGUCAAAUCUCGAGGAUAAUAAGUUGGACAUGGCAUCGGUGUCAGAAUCAUCGAUAUCAAGUAGCCAAGUCGCCGAUCCGGAGAUCGAUGCCGAAGUCGAUGGCGAGGAAGGAGUUGCCGCUGUGGCAGCUGCGUCGUCCAAUGCCAAGCACUUUACUUCAAACAGCGACUCGAACUUCUUGCUACCGAAUAAAGGAAGUAAUAUAGACGAAGAAAUAGUUGAGAGUGUCUCACAGCUGGAAUCAGUUAUAACUAAAACCAUUGAAAAUACGAAGAAUAUCAAAGAACUCCCUGUUAUAAAGAAGGAAGUUGGCGAAGAUGUUCCUGUCGCUGUGGAAGUUGGAAAGGAAUUGGAUGUUUCGAAUGCACUUGAAGAGCUCGGCCAAUCUAAUAAUUUAGAUAUUAAUGUGAAUUUAAAAGAGGCACAGCCAGGAACCUCAAGUGCUAAUCAUGAAUUUGUAACAAGCAGCAUAGCACAAAUGCCAUUACAUCUUCGCAAUGAAAAUAAAAUUGACAAAGACAAUUUUACAUUUGGAGCCGCUGCUAACGUUUCUGCUGAAGCCGAUGCUAAAGUAGGUUCACCAUUGGGUGCCUCCAUUAGAAAAAACUUCAAUGAAAUUAAGGAUUUACGCUUGGAUGAUGGCAAUUCAAAUAAAUCGGCACUGGAUCCCACUAACGCAUCGGUUCUAAACGAGGUGGAAGUAAUUGAAUCAAUUUCACCAUCUGGUGUAGAUGUGGGCACCUUGUCAUCGGUAGCUAUUACUUUAGAAUCGUUUGCACCCAGCACUACCACCACAAUGAAUCCUAUUGUUCUUGAAAUGGCAAAAGCCGAGACGACUUCUUUGCUACCACCAGCUUUACACACGCUUUCAAUAAAUGUUGUCAACACAGCUUCAACAACACUUGCACCCGUCCAAUCAGCCAAUGCUGUUGCGACUUCAUUAUCCGCAUUACCGUCAUCAUCCGUUUCUUAUCCUUCCUCGCCUUCAUCAUCAUUCUCGGUAUCCUCCUCUACCGUGUCAACUACGCCAUCGUUCUCUUCGUCAUUCGCGCCCCCCUCCAUAUCAUCAACAACCUCAGCUUCAUUAACGACAACGACACCAUCCAUCACCUCACCACAGUUUACGAAGCAAGAUCAAACGCUACAAGAAGAACAUCGCCAGCAAACACUUUAUCAAUCGACGAAAUCGUUUGAAAAUUUCGAAUUGCCCUCGUUGACGCCUAUAAGUGUGGAAAACUCGGAAGGUAGCACUAAAAGUGUUUCCGAGGCUGCACCAAAUGAUGUAUCUAUGUUCACCACACAGAGGCUGCCAACUUCAGAUACAACAACCACCCAUAGCGUACAGAGUGAAAAAGAUGUCACACCCUCUGAGCCAUCGUCAACAUCAACUUUCAUGACUUCGUCAGUGAACAAAGAUGUUAAAAAGGAUGAUAAUGAGACGAGCACGAUGACUACUGGGCAAGACUCCAGUCAGACGGCGUCCACUACACCUGCUGCUUCCUCUCCCACCACUUUGCUAACUUCGCCAACAAUCUCACCUGUAACAGUAAGCAGUGACACCGUUUCUCCCGCAGUCAGCUCCACCGAUUAUGCAGAACCUAAAAUGGAAAAUUCGCCGCCGAUGAUUCGCACUCGCUUGCAGAAGUUCGGUGUGACAUCAGGCAAAGCGUUUUCAUAUUCAGUGCCACAGGACACCUUCUACGAUACAGAGGAUUUAACAAAUCUACGCUUAGAUUUGACGGACAAGGAUGGACGAGAAUUGAAGGCGUCGUCGUGGCUACAGUUUAAUCCCGAAACGCAUGUGCUUUAUGGACUACCAUUGGACGACUCUGUAUCCAAAUGGCAAUAUAGGCUAUCCGCAACGGAUUCUGGCAACGAUUCGGUCACGGAGACACUUGAGAUCUCUGUCCAGCAGCAUCGCGGUGUGCGCACUGUCAACCACGAGAUAAGCAUUACUGUGAAGAUGAAUGAGAAAAAUAUGCACAACAUUGAUUGGCAGCUAAAAUUAAUGCGCGACGUGGCCUCAACAUUGGGCGAUGAAAACACUAACUGGAUUGUUGUGCGGGAGAUUCGUCCAAUGCCGCAGGAUCCGAAUACGGCCACUUUUGUGUAUUUUAACGAAACUUUCCCGACCAGCGAGUGCCCAGAAACAGAACUCAAUAAGCUGGUGAAGCGCUUAGAUGCUAGUCGUCUAAGUGAUUUGGUUUAUCCCACACUGAGUGUCAAGUCCAUAACUGGACAGCUGAUUGGUGCUUGCCAAAAGUCUCAUAUUAUUAAGCCGAAACCCACGACUCAUAUAGCGACAAAUGUACCGCCACUGCCCCGAAAUCAAGUGGAUCGAGUAAAUGCUACUGUUGGCCAUUUACUUGUUUUCAAAGUUCCGAGCGAUACAUUCUACGACCCGAACGAUAAUGAGCAUCUGACGUUGACACUGAAAACAAAGGAUCACAAGGAACUAAGUCCGCGACAUUGGUUGCAGUUCGAUUCGAAGAAUCAAGAGUUCUAUGGCAUACCAAGAAGUGGUGAUGCUGGUUCAGAGGAAUACUUGUUGGUCGCCCAAGAUGCUGGUGGGCUAAGCGCAACGGAUGCGCUAGUCGUGGUAGUAAACCAUGCACCCAAAAGAGAAUUCAGCAUCUACUUCAAAGCGUACCUGGCCAUCCGGCAUGAGCAGUUCAAUGCUGAUCUUCAGCGGAAAUUUGUGGAGCGCAUUUCUCAGUUGUUUGGUGAUUCAACUACACAAUAUGUCCAAAUACGAUCGGUGACACCACACCUUGACUCAGAUAGCACCAUUGUUAGCUUCUACAACACGAGUUUGUACAAAUCCCACAAUCGUUGCCCUGAGGAGGAAAUUGAAGCAGUUCGCAGUGUAUAUUUGGUCAAGGAUCACAUGGUUCGUGAUCAUGUCAAGAAGGUUCUUGGACCCGAAUUAAAUCUCACCAAUAUGCAAGCGUUACCAUUAGGCUUAUGUCACCCUCAAACUGACGAUAUACAUCGCGGCCAUGUACCUAUGAAGCCCGAUCAGCCAACUCUGAAAUCCAGCUUCAGUGAAGAGUAUAUGUACACGAUCAUACUUCCGGCUGUGAUUAUAAUUAGUAUGAUUAUAAUCGCUUUGCUUAUUGCGUGUUGUCUGCAUCGCCGCCGUCGUAAGAGUGGCAAAAUGGAGCUGGGAGAUGAGGAGGAGCGCAGAUCCUUCCGUAAGAAAAAUAUUCCUGUUAUUUUCCAAGAUGAGUUGGACGAAAAACCUGAAAUUGGCAACAAGAGCCCAAUCAUACUUAAGGACGAGAAGCCACCAUUGUUGCCACCAUCCUACAACACCUCCAAUAUGAAUGGCGAUAACGAUGUAGAUGAAUAUGUGCCACCGCCAGCUGUUGUAGUCGGAGGUCGCGAAGCGCGAGGGAAAUCACCAGCUACGCCAUCCUACCGGAAACCACCACCAUAUGUUUCGCCAUAAAAAUGUUAAAUAAGUGUCAAACCUUAACGGAGAGGAAAAGCAUAAGUCAAUGCCUGAGAAGUUUAAUUUUACUGCUGCAGCUAAACUUGAAAUACUUGGAAACUUUACUACUUAAUUCACUACUUAUACAUUUUUAAGUUACAUAAUGUUGCGUAUGAUCAAACGUACGUGAAUAACAUUUAAUACUUAAAUAGCAUAAGAGAUAAAGCGAAUCGACGAAAAAUAAGUAAUAGGAGCAAGCAAAUAUUGCUGAAAGAAAAUUUGUAUGCAUAUCGUGCAAGAUAUCGAACAUACAGAUCGAAUAAUCAUCUCACGCUGUUGAAACUUAUGAACAAAAUCAUUGUAAUUAUUAAGCUGUCAACUUGAAAGAUUAUUUUUGAACAAAAAAGAGCCAAGAAAAUGCGAAAUAUUUUCAAAUAUUUAUCGGAAUAUAUAAACAAAAGAUAAAAACUUAAAUUAAAUUUGAAGCAUGAAAAAACUCACUGCUGCUAGAUAUUUUAAAUUUGGCUUUAAAAUGACUAAAAAGUAACUAUUCGACGUUUGCGCUUGCCUGAAAACAGAGUGAGGAAAAUACUAAGAUUUAGUUGCUUAAUGUUAGAAAUUCUGCUUAUUUAUUAUUACUUUUUAUAUAAUUGAUAAGCUAAUGAGAAAAUUAAGAUGUUGAAGGUUGUUUUGCUUAAUGAAUAACAAUCGCAUUAAGUGUAAACCAUUCGCAUGGCCUUAGGCGAAUGCACAAAACUCGCAAAAAUUGCUUUCGACUGACAGAAAAUCAUUAAAUUGUGCUCAAUACCAUUUAUUUUCCAUAAUAAUCUUCCUCCUCCUUUGUUUGAAUAUUUGCUUGAAGCGCUUUCGUUUUAGUGAGAUAAGCUGAAACCAACAACCUAGGGUUCAAAUUUAGAUAUCGGAAUAUGAAAAUGAUCGUUGAGAAACGAUAUUGUAUUGUAAUCAAAAUGAGAACGUGUCACAAUCAUAAUCACCUAAGCUUUUAAUUGUACAACAGAAAUGUUACAAACGGAAGGAAAUCUCGUAGGAUAAUCAAUCCUACACAUUAAAAAGCAAUGUAAAUCAUGUAAUACAUAUGGCUGAAGGUAUUUCCGUGUAUAUAUUCAUGCAAACAGAGUUUGUCCCGCGGGCGGUUGCACAUACAUACGCCCAUCAGAUGGACUCAACAACACAGAAGCUAAACUUGUAACUCGUUUUCUAUAUUUUUGUAAAUUUAAAAACUCAAAUGCCAUUUUGUGAGUUAUAUAUCGAUAGAUUCUGCACAUUUGUAAUUAAUGAAGCAAUAAACAAUUCUUUGCAAGCGUAGAAAAAAGCAUGGAUGCACCAUA
This is a messenger RNA of Anastrepha ludens (Mexican fruit fly), 6247 nucleotides long. RefSeq names its product dystroglycan 1 (gene Dg). Bases 582 to 4916 code for a protein of 1444 amino acids. The record is from RefSeq and is a predicted model, not a curated record. Gene Ontology annotation, molecular function: calcium ion binding; laminin binding. NCBI's taxonomy places the organism in Eukaryota, Metazoa, Arthropoda, Insecta, Diptera, Tephritidae. Gene Ontology annotation, biological process: muscle attachment; axon guidance; nerve development. The transcript is spliced from 16 exons. Gene Ontology annotation, cellular component: dystrophin-associated glycoprotein complex; dystroglycan complex; sarcolemma.